This is a messenger RNA of Astrephomene gubernaculifera, 1114 nucleotides long. NCBI's taxonomy places the organism in Eukaryota, Viridiplantae, Chlorophyta, Chlorophyceae, Chlamydomonadales, Astrephomenaceae. The record is from the annotation of a GenBank genome assembly.
AGAUGGGCACAUAAUCGAGGCAAUGCUUUUUCUUUUAUAUCACUUGUCAAUAGAAAUGUUCUACAUGUUAGGGCUCAAUUCCCAUGACUUUGCAAAACCAACUACACACAGUAGGUUGAUAGGUUCAUCCAACAAGUGUUGAGGCUCUUUCAGGGUAGCCUGCUAGGAUGGGAAUCAUAAAAGGAUGCUUCCGUCCAUGUGGGCGGGAACCUGUCAAUUCAGGGAUAGCACCUCUGACAAGAUCAUCGGCUGCUCCUCCCAUCAUGGAGAGUUGCGCCUGCGAGGCCCUUACAAAUACCGGUCCUGUCCGCAUCCUGAGCAUCGAUACGCACCCAUGGAGGGUAGCAAGCCUGCAGGAUCAGCCACUCCUCUCCCAGAUCAGCCCGAACUCGCUCACUCCCCUAACUUGGCUUGGCGAGGGCGCCUAUGGCCGCGUGGAGCUCUGCCGUGUCGCGGUGCCUGUGCAUGCUGAGCCGCAAGCCGAGGCAGUGCAGGACUGCCACGACGCGCACCUGGGCCAACACCCCAACGCCUCGACCCCAGACGCUGCUACCCGGCCCUCCAGCUCACUGCUCGGGUGCAGGCCUAGCCCUGGUGGUGUUAGCAUCAUCUCGCACAAUGAACGCCUUACCACUGCGGAGCAGGAUGAGGAUGCGAAGGACCAGGAUGCAGACGACUCGGACAUGCCUCUUCCCCCGCUCCUCCCCAGCGCCAGUCCACGUGCCGAGGAGGCCGCAGCACGUCCGAACCGCUUCUCUGUCGCACGGCUACUUCCCUCUCGUGACCAGCCCCUCUUGCAGAGCUCCACCACACCUCAUGCCGACUCAGUCACUAGCAGCCGCAAGCGACGCCAGGUUGGCGGAGCAUUGGCGGUCUGCUCCUCUUUUCCGCUGUUCGGGAGCCGGCAACAGUCCUCAGUACAGCGAUCGCAGUCACAGCCCCACGGGGCCGAUAGCAAGAACGCUAGCGCAGUCGGGACACCCAACACCGCUGCUGGUCCUGUUGUAGCCAAUUCAGCAGCCAUCGGCGCAGCAGCAGUUCGCACCUCAACGCCAGCUUCUGUAACCGCAACCUCCACAAGUAUAGCUCUAAGCUCUAUCGUAGGCGCUGCAUG